Echinococcus granulosus is the source of this 1065-nucleotide messenger RNA. RefSeq lists its product as hypothetical. The transcript is spliced from 7 exons. The coding region runs from base 1 to 1065 and encodes 354 amino acids. NCBI's taxonomy places the organism in Eukaryota, Metazoa, Platyhelminthes, Cestoda, Cyclophyllidea, Taeniidae. The record is from RefSeq and is a predicted model, not a curated record.
AUGGUGCAAGCUUUGUGGGCGGAUUAUCUCGAAGAACCACAACUUACUUUCAGAAUCAACGAAAACCUAUUCACAGUUCCAUCGUAUCUUAACUGGGUAUCUAAUAAACCACGCCCACUAGAACCAGAACCUAUAACCUCUGGUGAGAGCUCGAUAAGCUCCCAUAGAGGUGCUGCUAAGAGAUCGUCGUUAAGUCGGGUGUUUGGGAACGGGACCAUGGAUUUGGCCACACAACAACUUCUUUUCAAAGAGGUCGAUCCCAUGGGACGACCUCCACCCGUUGCUUCCAAAGCAAAUACUACAACGGAUGGUGGCUUGGCUGCAGUGACUAGUGUGGCUGGCCAGGGACACAAAAUUUCGACGAUGUUCGUGUCGAACCGAACAGCAGCGCGUCACCUAAUGUCACGCAGUUGUCACGCGACGACCGGCGGUGCGGAAGCGGGAGGGGCGGCAGAAGAUGAUGAGAUAGACGGACCGGAGAUCGCACGCCUCAUGCGGCGUUUCUGGCCCCGGGAUCUCAACUUCUUCGGUGGCUCCGCCGCCUCCAGUGGCUCACGAUCCGUCCGCGAUUCGCGUUCUUCUUCCACCUCCGCUCAUCGGCCCACGGUGCUGAAUCUGCGGGGCACCGGAGAUGAACCAGCAGCAUAUACGGAUCUCGAAGAUAUCGAUAGCACAGGGGCGAAUUUUGAAAUGUCUGAUACCAGCGUUCCAGAAGAAACUUGGUCACCAGAGCUAACAAAUGAAAACAGGUCUGCACCGGACAGCUUUGCCGGGGACUUUGAAUCUCCCGUGGAUCUGGAUUGGGAUCACGAACCGGGCGCCUAUACUACUCCUCAGAGGCAGUCAUUUCGAAGACGGGGUGUAGGCAUCGUAAAGUCAUGGUACACCUCGCCCUUCGAAUCGUCCUUUGAAAUGGUGACAGGAACAGGUGAGUCGUCUCAACGUCGCAACUGUCGCACCCUCCCGUCCUCUGCCACUGUCACUAUAAAGGACGCAGUGCCAAUGAUGGCCCAGUCUGCCUGCUUCUCGGGCCAGAUGGUCGACUCCGGUUUCGCUGACCCCUAG